Rotaria socialis is the source of this 699-nucleotide messenger RNA. NCBI's taxonomy places the organism in Eukaryota, Metazoa, Rotifera, Eurotatoria, Philodinida, Philodinidae. The record is from the annotation of a GenBank genome assembly.
AUGGCAAAUCAUCAACAACCCAAUAAUAUCACAUUAAGACGAUGUGUUUGUAUUGAGACGAUGACGGUGCGUAAAGAUCAAAUAGAAGGAAUGUAUGAAAUGUAUAGAAGGGUUCAGGCCGUCAAUAAACUACGACACAACGAUCUUCUGAUACGCCUUCAAAAUACACAAGACGAUCCAUGCAUGGCGACCAGACAGUUAUCAGAGAUUAUACUUCUCAAAGAUGAAGAAAUCGACGAAAUGAGAGAAGAUUGUGUUCUUCCUUUAGUCACCAAAUGCGUCGAAUUCUAUGGAACAAACAUUAUCGUUCCUAGGCUCAAGGAAAUGUACCCUCAAAAUGAUUCUAUUCAAAACUUCAGAGGAUGGGCACACUGUUGUGCAUAUGCGUAUGGAAAUAAUGAUGAACAGUGGCUGCAAGAUGACAUCAAUCAAAUUAUAAACCAAAAUCCACAUAUAAGCGGUGUUUGGGAUACACUUAUAUACAUACGCAGACGGCGCAGUGAUGCUGUUCAUGGACCAAUAACUAAAGACGAUAUUGAAUCGCUGAAUGAUAGUGUUCAGUAUUUUCAGAGACAUCAAACGGCAUAUACCACAAAUUAUAUACAAGCCGUUCAAGUGCUAGCUGAUGUUCUUCAAACGAUGCCUCCUCGUUUAUUUGCUGUACCUGGUCAAUAUGACCUUGCCAAUCUUUUACGAUAA